GUGGCAGGAACAGCUCUCUCUCAUACUAUCCUUGCAUUGGUUUUUGUUUAUGCCGUAAAACAUUGCCAGAUUAUGGAAAUUCAGCUCUGAAUAGAAAAUAGAGGACUUUGUUGAAGUACCAAAGUUAAUUUGAUAAACUGAGACCCUGCGUUGUGAAGAGACAUGGAGGCUGUUUUAGGACUGUUGGUGAUCUCAGCAGGAGUGUCUCAUGGCUUGGAGACUUCCUGUGAUGCUAGAGAAGAUGGAUCUCAGUGUUAUGGAGCUCUGGGAGGAACUGUSUAUCUCCAGCUGGUGACUGAUGCCAUGAGAUAUGAUGAACUCUCAUUUUGGAAAGGCUCAACUGGUGCUAAAACAGAGAUACUCAAAAGGAAGAAGGACAAAGUGGUAAUAAAAGACACCCCCAUUAAAGACAGAGUACACUUCUUUAUAAACAAUGGGACAUUUAGGUUAAAUAACACAAGAAGGAAUGAUUCUGGUGAAUACCUGCUAGAAACAUUUAAUUCAUCAGGGGUAGCACUAGGGACCAGGGGACUACAACUGUUCAUCGAAGCUCCAGUGUCCUGUCCUCAGCUGUCCUCUGAGUGUCUGUCCCAUGGAGAGAUGAGGGUGUCCUGCUCCUCUGAGGGGGAUGGUCCCCAGUACAGCUGGACUCUGGAUGGACAGACGCUGAGAGACACUAAGGCCUCUUCUGAUAACGAGACAAACACCAUCACUCUGAAGAAAGGCCUGUCAGGAAAUCUCACCUGUACCAUCAGAAACUACAUCAGCAGUGAUUCUAUCAGCAAGAUAAUCUCACCUUGUCCAGUUUAG
This is a messenger RNA of Salvelinus sp. IW2-2015, 810 nucleotides long. The record is from RefSeq and is a predicted model, not a curated record. Lineage: Eukaryota; Metazoa; Chordata; Actinopteri; Salmoniformes; Salmonidae.